Messenger RNA from Octopus bimaculoides (California two-spot octopus), 3127 nucleotides. RefSeq names its product solute carrier family 2, facilitated glucose transporter member 3. The record is from RefSeq and is a predicted model, not a curated record. NCBI's taxonomy places the organism in Eukaryota, Metazoa, Mollusca, Cephalopoda, Octopoda, Octopodidae. Gene Ontology annotation, molecular function: hexose transmembrane transporter activity. Gene Ontology annotation, cellular component: membrane. Gene Ontology annotation, biological process: monosaccharide transmembrane transport.
AGAGAGUGUGUGUGUAAACUCUCAGAGAAUCCGCUGAGCGCAAGCCAAUAUAUUGAACUGAUUUUUCAGCAUUCAACUAUUUUCCCCUAUCGCCGUCGAUACCCGCCGUCUCUAGUAUUGUUUUCUUCCGCUUACACCGGUUAUUAUCAUGUGUUUAUGAAAAUCAAAGUUUUAUUUAUCUUGUAUAUCUUGCGUUAAUCAGAAAAGUGGAUAGUUAAGUAGCGGAUGCGAAUAACUGACUGAGCACCUCACUCACACUUCACACAUACAGACACACACACAGACAGUCACGACACGACUAUGUCGUCUUCUCAGAGUAACACAAGGACCAGAUCAAGUAGUUCUGUCAUCUUAAGUGACGAACCGAGCCCUGGUGUUGGUAUUACUGACAGUAUAUCAUCCGAGGUUGACGUAUGGACCAGCUCACAUCGUUCUUUCGGAGUCCUGGAACUGAAAAAUGAAUCUGAAAAGAUGAAUGAUUCUCUUCAAGAUGGCAUCCUAGCUGAGUUCUCUAUAACUCCCCGACAACAAGAUAGUCUGCAGUGCUGUCAUUUCCAGGGAUGCUUCCAGAAACUUGUUUUUUCAAUAUUUGCUUGCAUCAUUGGAUCAUCAUUCCAGUAUGGCUACCAUAUAGGAGUACUGAACUUGCCAGAAAAAGUAUUGUUAGAAUUUUACAAUGAUACACUACACUCCCGUGAAAAACAGUAUCUGUCUGGCAAUUUGAAACCAUUUCUCUGGGGUUUAACUGUAUCAAUAUACUGCAUCGGAGGAAUGAUUGGUGGUUAUAUUGCCUCUUAUUUUAUCAAGAACUUUGGAAGGAAGACCACCCUCCUAUGGAAUAAUUUACCAACAAUUUUUGCUCUGACGCUCAUGUGUUUCUCAAAAUUGGCUCAUUCCUUUGAAAUGAUUAUUAUUGGCAGAUUUAUAAUUGGAAUCAGUGCGGGAAUCAGCACUAGUGUUGCUCCAAUGUAUCUGAAUGAGAUUGCUCCAGUCCACCUACGAGGUUUCAUCUCCACAAUCAAUCAGAGUGCCAUUUUGUUAGGGAUUAUCAUGGCACAGAUAGUGGGUCUGCAUAGUGUUUGGGGCAAGGAGGAGAUAUGGCCUCUCAUUUUUGGUCUGUCAGUGUUUCCUCUUAUUAUUCAGAUGCUUACACUACCUUGGUGUCCUGAAAGUCCUGCUUAUCUCAUAAAUCAUGAUGAAGAUGAAGCCGAAGCAGCCUUGGUUUGGUUACGAGGAACCCAUGAUGUUGGCUAUGAAUUGGAGGAACUGAGGACUACAAAAGAAGAAGCGCGAAACAAACCACAAGUAACCUACAUUGAUCUGUUUCGAAUAUCUUACCUCCGGAAACCUCUUAUCAUUUGUGUCAUGAUGAUGUUAUCACAACAACUCUCUGGUAUCAAUGCUGUUGUUUUCUAUUCCACCAGAAUAUUCCAGUCAGUGAAUUUAUCUGCGAAAGUGGCACAGAUUGCCUCCAUUUUGACUAUGGUGCUCAAUCUGAUGAUUAAUUUUGUCUCAGCUUUCCUUGUUGAUCGCCUUGGUCGAAAAAUCCUCCAUCUAGCUGGACUGUCGGGCAUGUUCUUUGCCUCUAUUUUCAUUGUGGUUGCUAGUGUUUUCAGGGAGAAGUACAGCUGGAUGUCCUACCUCACCGUUGCCUGUGUUUGUUUUUAUAUCAUAUUCUUUGCUAUUGGACCAGGUAGCAUACCAUGGUUCAUUGGAGCAGAACUCUUUCUAACUGGAGCUCGGGAAUAUGCUAUGAGUUUAGCUGUCGUUGCCAACUGGCUUGCUAACUUUGCUGUUGGCAUUUGUUUCCCAUUUAUGGACGUAUACCUCAACAGUUACAGCUUCCUCAUUUUCACUGGUUUGCUACUGCUCUUCAUAGUUUACACCUUUCUCAAAGUGCCAGAAACAAAAGGACGCAAAAUCGAAGACAUAGUAGCUGACUUCCAAUCAGAAAACAUACAGGAGCGUGUGUUAAUAUAGAUCCAGAUACACACACACACACACACCAGUCCACACACACACACACACACAAUCUACCAACCCUUGAACAGAAGACACCCAGGAACGUGUGUUAAUAAAAAUAUGCACAUGCUCUGCUACACCUUCAGCGGAGGAUCUCAAUUAGUGUCUGCUAACAUACACCCUUGCCAUGAACAGUGUUAUAUAUAUUUUUGAAUUUUCUUUGCCAGUAAAACAACAAAAAAAAAACAACAGCUAGUACAAACACACAACACAUAUAUAACCAAAAUGAUAUAUAUAUAUGAACAUAACACAUACACACAGAGUUUUUCAUCCUGUCAAAGAGAUCAAUUUAAAACUGUACACAUUUUCAUUUAUAUAUUUUUCGGUGUGUGAGAGUAUAUAUUUGCAUGUUUGUGAAGUCUGCUAGAACAUACCUCAACAAUUUAGUUGUAACGAGAUUCAGAACAUGGGAAUAAUUGAGGGUUCUUUUAAACAACAGUUCUUUACCGAUAACUCUGUGAUCAGGAUUCUUUAGAGAAAGAUUCUUCAGACAAGAAUGCCAUGAGGUGGAAGCUAUGAUGAGAAAAAAACAAAAUUAAUAAUGAAAUUUCUGUGAUGAGGAAGGAUGCUGUGAAACUGAUUCUGCGACGACAAUUACAUCAGCCAAUGUCCGUAGCCUGAUAGUAACACCAUCUUUAGGUACUCAAGUGAUAAAAUGGGGUUUAUAUAUCCUUGUCUAUGUGAGUGUGUAUGUAUCUAUGUGUAUAUAUAUAUAUAUAAGAGAGAGAAUAACGCAGGUAAAUAAAACUGCUUGUUUAUUUGCAUAAUUAUCUCCAUAUCUGCUCACCUGGAUUCCUCUUAUAGCCACUCUUUACCCCGUGGAAUUAGCCCUCGAUAAAGAUUUUGGAGUGUGAGUUCACAUUAUCUGAGUGCUACUGAGUGUUUUCUGUAUUGAGCAUCUUUGGGUCUUAUCUAUUGAUUCUGUGUGUGUGUGUGUUUGUGAGUGUAUGUGUGCAUGUGUGUGUAUAUAUAUGUAUAUAUAUUUAUAUAUAUAUGUAUAUUUAUAUAUAUAUAUAUGCAUAUUUAUAUAUACAUAUAUUAUAUAUAUGUAUGUAUAUAUGUAUGUUUAUAUAUAUACAUACAUGUAUAUUUAUGUUUAUAUAUA